GUCCCCGAACGUGUGUAUGCAGGGCUGGGGGGUGGGUGCUAAGGACUCGGGGCGGAGGGCUCAGGCUGGCCCUGAGGCACUGGCCUUGUCCCAGGGGCUGCUGCUGUUGCUGCUGCUGAGCGUGGCCGGGGUGUGGGCACCCAGGGGGCCACUGCGGCCGCUGUGCCGGCCCAUCAACGCCACCCUGGCCGCUGAGAACGAGGCCUGCCCUGUCUGCAUCACCUUCACCACCAGUAUCUGUGCCGGCUACUGCCCCAGCAUGGUUCGGGUGCUGCCGGCUGCCCUGCCGCCUGUGCCCCAGCCAGUGUGCACCUACCGCGAGCUGCGCUUUGCCUCCAUCCGGCUCCCCGGCUGCCCACCUGGUGUGGACCCAAUGGUCUCCUUUCCCGUGGCCCUCAGCUGUCACUGCGGGCCCUGCCGCCUCAGCAGCUCUGACUGUGGGGGUCCCAGAGCCCAGCCCUUGGCCUGUGACCGCUCCCCUCGCCCAGGCCUCCUCUUCCUCUAAGGAUCCCCACCUCAACCUCUCAUGCCCACCUCAACCUCCCAUGCCCACCCCAACUCCUGGAGCCAGCAGACGCUCCUCCC
Balaenoptera ricei (Rice's whale) is the source of this 585-nucleotide messenger RNA. RefSeq names its product luteinizing hormone subunit beta (gene LHB). Gene Ontology annotation, biological process: G protein-coupled receptor signaling pathway. The transcript has 2 exons. The coding region runs from base 17 to 505 and encodes 162 amino acids. NCBI's taxonomy places the organism in Eukaryota, Metazoa, Chordata, Mammalia, Artiodactyla, Balaenopteridae. The record is from RefSeq and is a predicted model, not a curated record. Gene Ontology annotation, cellular component: cytoplasm; extracellular region. Gene Ontology annotation, molecular function: hormone activity.